Molecule: messenger RNA, 317 nt
Organism: Dentiscutata heterogama
Lineage: Eukaryota; Fungi; Glomeromycota; Glomeromycetes; Diversisporales; Gigasporaceae
Source: the annotation of a GenBank genome assembly
AAGAUUUCGAAGUUGCAAAUUUUGAACAAGACACAUUCGUGAAUAUUGAUAGUGAGGAAGAAGCACGUGAGUGGUUCAUGGAAUAUCAAUCCUGGUCAAAGACAACUAUGCCUCAAACAAGAGGUUUUGAAAUUAAAGGAAGUCAAGUCAUUUUUCAUGAGCAACGUCAUUGUAUCCAUAGUAAUGAUGUAAAAAAAAAGCAAGGAAACCGUGAAAUGAAGCAUCCACAGUCAUCUCAGGCUCAAAACAUCUUUUGUUCUGCAACUAUUCAUAUGUGGUUGGAGCGCUAUAACCUUGCAUUGAGCCACCCAUUGAAA